Molecule: messenger RNA, 156 nt
Organism: Protopolystoma xenopodis
Lineage: Eukaryota; Metazoa; Platyhelminthes; Monogenea; Polystomatidea; Polystomatidae
Source: the annotation of a GenBank genome assembly
GACAUUCAUUUGGCGAAACGGUUUUACGAUAUGGCUGCUGAGGCUUCGAAAGAUGCUCAAAUACCGGUUGCCCUGGCUCUGGCUCAUCUUCAGCUGUACAUCUGGCUCGAAAGAUUUCAUGAAAAUCUUCAGAUUGCUCUUCUGCGCGAUUUUUAA